AUUUGAAUGAAGAAAUCUUUAAUCAUAGUGAUAACAAUCAUUAAGUUAGUUUAUGGGGAUUAGUGUUCUGAAGUGGCAGAUAUAGGUUUAUGUUUAAAAACAUCUAAUUUUUGUAUCAAAUAUAUAAUUUAACAGGUUAUAUUUUGGAAGCAAAUGUCCCAUACUUAUCAGCUGAUAAUUAAAAAGAUGGUGUGGUUUUAGAUAAAGUUAAUGAUAAAUGCAUGGUAAUUUAUAAUAAAAUUUAAGAGUCUUAACUUUUAUACAAGAUGCGAUUAAUUAGUAACUAAAGAAUCAUGUAAAUUAGGUAGUUGUUUAUGGGAUCCUAUGAAUUACGAAUGUUAUGUAUUAGAUUUUAUUAUUUGAAGGAAUGGGAUUAAGCACCUUGUUAAAGUUACUCAAAUUCAAUUUGUUAAUGGAAUCCAAAUUGUGAGUUAGUAAAUUAAACUCAAACUUUAGACUUACUUACUAAUUUUACAUUAAUGAACAAUGUUGAUAAUUAUUAAAAAGAUGGAAGAAUAAAAGGAACUUGGCUUUAUGAAUUUGGACAAAUUAUUUCAGUCUAGGAACAGUAAAAAGAUUAAGAAACCUAUCUUUUCACUAAAUGUUAAUUAAAAAAUCAGUGUGAAUUAAUUUAAAUUAUAGAUGCUAGUUCUGGGAUAUUUUAAUGUCAUGAAUCUGAAUUAGGAUGUUAUUUUGAUGCCUAAUAAUCUAAAUGUAUAACUAUUAGUCAUACUACUAAUUGUGCUGAUAUUAAAUGGAAAUCUAGGUGUGAGAGUGGUGCAGCACCAUGUAUAUGGUUAGGAAUAAAAUGUGUAGAAUAUAAUGAUCCUGAUAUUCCAUGUAGCUAUUUAGGAACAACUCUUUGUUUAAAUAAUGAAAAAUGCUAUUUGGAGGGAGCAAAUUGCAAAUCUUAUUUACGUUGCAAUGACUUUAAGACAAAAUAAUCUUGUGACAAUGAUCAUGGAUUUAAAUGUUAUUUUGAUGAUUAUGAGAACUAAUGUAAAUUAUUAACUACUUCUAUUCCUUGUAAAUAGAGAGGAAUAAAUAACUGUGAUUGGUUAGGAACUUGUGAAUGGAAUAAUAAUAAUGAUAAUAGUAAAUGUUAGGGGAAGUUAUUAGAUUAUUAUUGUCAAUCUUAUUCAUAAUCAGAGUGUAUUUCUGAUACUGCUUCUCCUCCUCAAUGUGAUUGGGAUUAAAACUUAUAAAUUUGUUAUUGGAAAUUUGCAUAUGAUUGUCCAAAAAUGACAUAUUUAGAAUGUGAUAAAUCUGGAACAUGCUUUUAUGACUAUGUUCUAAAUUAAUGUUAAGUAAUUUAGGCAACUACAAAAUGUGAAUUAAUGGGUUAGAUUUCAUGUUCAUUGAAAUCCAAUUAAUUAAAAAAUCUUUGUUAAUGGUCUACAACAAGAAAUCUUUGCAUAUCAAUUUUUGACUUUGCUUGUGAAGAUUUAUUAGUAGAUUUUUGUACUUAUCGGGAAAAGUGUUAUAAGAGUGGAAAUAUGUGUAAAACCAGAAAAUAAUGUCAUGACAAUAUCUAAAUUGUAGAUUGUUGGGAUGAUUAGACUUAAUCAUGUUAUUAUGAUUUCGAUUAAUAAAUUUGCAGAAGAAUUACUGCUUAUUCACCUUGUGAAUAAAUCUUUAGAGAAAAUUCUUGUAAUUAAGCUAUUUGUGCUUGGCUAAAUGGUUAAUGUCUUAAUUUAGAAGAUGUAAGUUGUAGUGAAUUAACAUUAUAAAAUUGUAAAUACUCAAGUUAAUGUUAAUAUUUCAAUUCAGAAUGUAUUCCUCUUGAUUAAUGUGGUGUUAAUGAUGGAAAUCAAGAAACAUGUAUCUUAGAUUCGCAUCAUUGUUACUACAAUCCCGAAACUAAAAAAUGUAUAUAAAUAGAUGGAUAAUCUGAAUGUAAAUUUAUAGUUGGAGCAGACAAUUGUAAUUAUGGGGCAUGUAUAAUUAUUAUAUUAUAUUUUAGGUGUUUUAUAACCUGGAUUAAAUAAAAAAUUAUAAUGUAUUGAAUACGAAAAUGCUGAUUGUUCAUUUUUAAAGAAAGAAUAUUGUAAUUUUGGAUAAUGUACUUGGAAUGUUACUUAAUGUGUCUCAUAUCCAUACAAAAUAUAAAAUGUAACUAUUAUUGAUAAUCCUAAUGUAAAAAAUAAUUCAUCUCCUACAGAUGGCAUUAUUAAUGAUUAAAAUUAAACAACAAUUUCUAGCUAUGGCCAUGAAAUCUUAUUAAUUUCAAUUCUAGCAUUUUUUAUAGAAUGAAAUCUGAUAAAAUAUUACAA
This is a messenger RNA of Paramecium sonneborni, 2273 nucleotides long. NCBI's taxonomy places the organism in Eukaryota, Ciliophora, Oligohymenophorea, Peniculida, Parameciidae. The record is from the annotation of a GenBank genome assembly.